Miscanthus lutarioriparius is the source of this 1449-nucleotide messenger RNA. Lineage: Eukaryota; Viridiplantae; Streptophyta; Magnoliopsida; Poales; Poaceae. The record is from the annotation of a GenBank genome assembly.
AUGGCCGACCACGCGGGCCACUGCAGCAGCAGCAGCCAGGACAGGCGGAGCCAUUUCCUGGUGGCCGCGUACGGGUACCAAGGCCACCUGAACCCAGCCCUCGCCCUGGCGCGCCGCCUCGCGCGCCCCCACGGCGGCGGCGCGCGCGUCACGCUCUCCGUGGCGGCCUCCGCGCACGCCCGCAUGUUCCCGUCGUCGCCGCCGGGCCAGCUGGUCGUCGCGCCACCCGACGCGGAGGUCUCCGACGGCAUCAUCUCCUACGUGCCCUACUCCGACGGGUUCGACUUCGGGGCGCGGCCGAGGACCGCCGCCGACCGCGCGCGCAGGCGCCGCGUGAGCGCGGCCAGCCUCUCGGCCAUCGUCCGCCGCCUCGCCGCGGCCGGGCGCCCCGUCACGUGCGUCGUGUCGGCGCUCCUGCUUCCCGCCGCGGACGUGGCCGUGGAGCACGGGAUCCCGCUCGCCGUCUUCUGGAACCAGUCCGCCGCCACGCUCGCCGCCUACUACCACUACUUCCACGGCCACGAGCACCUCGUGGCCGCGGCCGCCGCCGCGUACGUCGGCGGCGCGGAUGACCCGGCGAGCGUGACCCUCCCGGGGCUGCCACCGCUCCGGGUCCGCGACCUCCCGUCCUUCCUCGUGGACGCCACCGGCGGCGAGCAUGCCAGGGCUAGCAUCGACUCGAUGCGGGCGCUGCUCGAGAUCGUCGGCCGGGAGAAGCCGAUGGUUCUCGUGAACACGAUCGAUAUGCUGGAGCCGGAGGCCGUCGCGCUGCGGGCGAUGCGGCAGCAGCACCUGGAGGUCUUCGCCGUAGGCCCGAUGCUCCCUCGCCUGCAACUGCUGCAGCAGACGGACGCAGCUGGCGAUGACGAGGGUCGCCGGAUCGAUCUGUACGAGCAGGACGACGAGAAGGGCUACACGGAGUGGCUCGACGCGCGGCCACGCAGGUCGGUGGUGUACGUUUCGUACGGGAGCAUGCUGGGGUACAGCAGGCAGCAGGUCCAGGAGAUGCUGCGGGGCUUGCGCGAGUGCCGGCGGCCGUACUUGUGGGUGGUGCCGAGGGACGGCCGUGACGGCGACGUGGAGCGCUGCUUGAUGGAGAUGGACGACGACGACGGCGACGGCGAGCGAGGGAUGGUCAUGGAGUGGUGUGACCAGCUGAAGGUGCUUGCGCACCCGUCCACGGGGUGUUUCGUGACGCACUGCGGGUGGAACUCCAUGCUGGAAGCUCUGGUCUUUGGUGUGCCUAUGGUUGCCGUCCCGAAUUGGUCCGAUCAGCCGGUGAAUGCGCAUUUGGUGGAGGAGCUGGGGGUCGGCGUUCGCGCAGAGCGUGAUGCUGCAGGGUUGCUUGUCGGAACGGAGUUGGCAAAGUUCAUUGCGGUAGUGACCGGUGAUGGUGAUGAAGGAAUGAACAUACGGAACAGAGCUAGUUUUUGGAACCAGAUCCUCUAA